AAAGAUUUCUGUUGUUUAGUAGAUAGGUGGGGGAAUUCGUGGACCUGUCAUUAGUUUUUAGUUUGAUACAUUCUAAACUUAUUUGUUUUGUGUCGGUCUUCGUCUUUCUUUAUCCACUCAUCCGUUUUUAAAUGCUCUAUAUUUCUAAUUUUACUUUAUUUGUCAGUUGGCAAAACGUGUAUUGUUGACCAAGAAUGUGUUUCAUGAAUAAUACAAUGUUACAUCCUUGAGGCAAUUGUGCUGUGAAUUUCAUGGUUAGAUUACUGUAUAAUUCGUUUGGUAGUUGUAGUUGAUGUUUAAACCAAGUUUUGUACGUGCUGAGUGCUGGAUUGAACUACAGGCAUGUUGAAGUUUAUAAGAGGAAAAGGUCAACAACCCUCCACUGAACGCCAGAAGAUUCAGAGGGAGUUAUUUGCAUUUAGAAAAACAAUCCAACAUGGCUUCCCGAAUAAGCCAACUUGCCUUGCCUGGGACCCAGUGCUGCGACUCAUGGCCAUUGGUACAGCUACUGGCGCCAUCAAAGUCGUCGGAAAGCCGGGAGUCGAAUUCUACGGCCAUCACACUAGUCCUGAUCAUCACAUUACUCACAUACUUUUUGUUCCGAAUGAAGGACGUCUUAUAUCUCUGUGCGACGAUAAUUCGCUGCAUCUAUGGGAGAUCAACGACACUUCUAUGGAGGAGGUCAAGGCCAACAAACUUGAAGGAAAAUUGAAUAAGAUAACGGUUAUGCGACUGGAGUCUAGUGGUCGCAAUCUACUGUUGGGCUUGGAGGGAGGCAAUGUCAACCUUCUCAAUGUGGCCACUUUCGAAUUCUCAUCGGCCAUCAUAUUCCAGGACAAAAUUGUGCAAAGUGUGGAGGAAGACUACAAGAUCAACCCGGGCGCAGUGGAGGCAAUAGAGGAGCAGCCGGGCAAUCCAGACAAUGUGCUCAUUGGCUACAACCGAGGUCUCAUGGUCCUCUGGAACAGGAAGACAUCUACUGCUGAACAGACGUUCAUAAGCUCUCAGCAGUUGGAGAGUGUUUCAUGGGAAGCAGACGGCCAGCAGUUUGUGUCGGCGCACAACGACGGCAGCUAUGCUUAUUGGGGAUGCACCAGCAGUAAACCCCAGGAGGAGCCCAGCACACCCUACGGGCCCUUUCCCUGCAAGGCUAUCACCAACAUUGUGUGGGCGCACGAUGCUAACCAGCCCACGCAAGAUUUGUUGCUGUUCUCUGGUGGUAUGACGCGAGCCAGCUACGGUGAUAAGAACACGAUCACGGCACUCAGAGGCAAACACGUGUCCGAGGGCAAGCAUGUCAUAUUCGACUUCACAUCCAAAAUCAUUGACUUCUUCACCAUCAGUGUGCCGAUGGAGGCAAAGGUUGGUGUGUCAGCCCUGAUAGUGCUGGCCGAAGAGGAGUUGGUGGCAAUUGACCUGGCCGGCGAGGAAUGGAAGAUGCUGUGUCUGCCCUACCUGGUAUCACUGCAUGCCAGUGCCAUCACGUGUGCCACGUAUGUCAGCGACGUGCCAGCCGACACCUGGCACGACAUCACUCAAGUAGGGCGUAUGCAGAACAGUGGCCUCUACUCCGAUGCGGAGUGGCCAAUCAACGGCGGCAUAUGCGAGGCUGACGGGGAUGACGAUGGAGAGGGGAAGGGUGAGGAGGUGGAGGUGGAGGGAAGCCGCGACAUUCUGCUGACAGGACACGAAGACGGGUCGGUGCGCUUCUGGUCGGCGGGAGGCGUGGCACUGUCGCCGCUAUACACGUUUGCCUCCAAGCAGGCCAUGCAUGCUCAGGAUGAUGACGACAUUUUGGUGGAGCACCCUGUAGAUGAGGCGGCGCAGUAACGGUGAACCUGGUGAACGACCGCGACGCAUUCGUGUGGAAGGGCCACUCGCGGUUGACGGUGAAGGGCGGCGGUGGUGACGGUGGUGUCCUGCUGGCGGUGGAUGCCGGUUUCCAGCCGCAGUCAGUGGUGCAGCUGCAUCCGCCGGCGGCGGUGACCGCCCUGGCGUUGCAUGCGCACCCUCUGUCACUGGUCGCCCUGGGCACCGCUCAUGGGCUGGCCGUUUACGACUAUGUGCGACAUACGCCUGUUGCCAGCAAGUGCACGCUCAAUCCCAACGAUUUGUCUGGGGCUGGCGACGUGCCGAUUUCGCGUCGCAAGUCGUUCAAGAAAUCGCUGCGAGAGUCGUUCAGGCGCCUGCGCAAAGGCAGAUCCACGCGGCGGCCAGAGAAGCAGCGAAACUCCACUCCGUCCACACCCGACACAAAGAAGACCAUUGUCGAAUCACCCACCUCGCCGAUAGAAGCAAAGCCAGUAGAGCGAGCCAUCGAGAGUCGACCGGUGGAUGACUCACUGGGCAGUAUGGUGCGAUGCCUCGCCUUUGCCAACACAUACAUUGUCACUGUGCAAAACACAAUGCCCACCCUGUGGGCUGGGACGAAUAACGGAACUGUGUAUGUGUUCACAAUCGCCACGGCACGGGAUGCGGACAAAAAGAAGGAUGCUCCCAUUGGAUGUCAACUAGGUAAAGAGAUCCAGCUGAAGCAUCGAGCUCCCGUGAUAGGCAUCAAUGUGAUAGACAGCCUGUGCUACCCAGUGGAUCCCGUUGCCAAGCACGGGCUCAACCCACCGCACCGCGUUAUCAUAUCGUCCGAGGAACAAAUCAAGAUCUUCACACUGCCACAACUGAAGCCUUUCAACAAACUGAAGUUGACUGCGGCCGAGGGAGCACGCGUGCGCAGAACGGCACUGGCCGAAUUUAGGGCGGCGCCUGGUGUGGAGCAUGCCCAAGUCGACCAAGUAUGUCUGCUCUGCCUUACCAACCUCGGCGACACCAUUGUGCUGAGUUUGCCCGAUCUCAGGAGGCAAAUUAAUGCGGCCGUUAUUCGCAAGGAGGAUAUCAACGGCAUUUCGAGCCUGGCAUUCACGUCGUACGGCGAAGGCGUCUACCUGCACUCUAGCAGCGAGCUACAACGCGUGACCGUGUCUGCAUCACGCGUCACGUUGCCACACUGCCGUCUGCACCUGCCCGCAUCUGCACGCAACCAGUUGCAGCAACUGAUGCAGCCGACUCGUCGGACGAUUUCGUCGGAUGACUCGUCGGACGACUCGUCGUCAUCGUCGUCGUCGUCGGCAAGCAGUGCUAGCAGUCAACCGCAGCUACAGCAGCUAAACAAAGACGUAGCCAGUAAGCCUACAGCCGAGCAGCCGGAGAAGAAAAAAGAAGAAAUUACGUCAUUGAGUGCAGUGGUGGGGGAAAAGGAGGUGGAGGGGGUGGAAGGGGGAGCAGUGGUGGUGGUGGAGAACGGUGUGGCCGAAAGGAACGGAGAGACAGAGAGAGAAGGAGAGGGUGAGGGAGAGACAGAAGAGAGAGAGCAGGACGUGACUGCACUCAGUCUGAGUGUUGGAGACAUCACCAUCGAUUCUGUCAAGGAUCAUCUUGUCAAUUCGAGUACACUGUCAGAGGAGAGCAGUCAUAACCAGAGUGCUACCAGCACAACACGGGUGGUGACAACAACAGUGACCAACAACAAGGUGGAACAACAACAGCAACAACAAGAAACAGCUGUUGCGACCAUCAAGCGUACAGUCAUCACAACAAGUAGUACUACCACCACCACCAACAACCAGGCCGCUUCACCACCGCAAGACAGUUAUUGUAUAGAUGAGAGUGAAGCACCUAGAUUGGAUUCAGCACACCUCCUUGAUGAGAUUCGUAAAGCUCCGUUGGCAAAAAUGGAAGAUCUCGAAAUGGAACAGGCAGCUGUUGUGAAAUGAACCGGCUGCUCUACUAGUUUUUUUAGUGUUGGACAAUUCUGUCACUCUGACGUGUUUCUAUCCUUCUCUGGUUGACGAUGAACAAUAUUACAAAAAUUGUUGGAAAUGUGCAAAAUAACUCACCCACUGUGAUCAGACAAUUUUUACAAUUUUCGAAAAGUGCAUUUUCUAGAUUGUUGCCAUAUCAAACUUCUUCUCCUUCUUCUUCAAGUGCUUGGCUUCUCAUUAAUAACUCAAUUAGCUGUUAUAAUUAUUGAUAAUUUAUUUUCGUCCAUUGUGAACUAAAAUGCAUCACUACAUUGUUUCUAUGAUUUCUGUUGAUUUGUUAACAUUCGUUUAUGUAAAUUAUUGCUGGAUUGUGCAGUAUAGACUACUAAUCCUAGGUACUACAUACACUUAACAAUGGAAAGUUAUAUGUUCAAUGUAGCAUUCCAUGAAGUAUUAUAUUUAGUGGAAGAAUUUAGUGAUUAUAUUAUAUAUUUAUAUGAUUAUGCUUACCCACCAUUGAAAAAAUACAAAUAAUGGUCUAAUAAGUUAAAAACAAACUAAAAUGUAGUUUUAACACUUGAACACAUACACAUACACACGCUUAUAAUAAUGUUAUAAUAUUUAUGAUGAUGAUAAAAGUAUUAGUUGUAUCAGAAUGUUUUUUGAUACUUCCAUUUUACAUCAAAUAGGUUUUCUACUAUGAUAGUUGAUAAUGUAUAAGUGUAAGAGAAAACUAUUAGAAAUUGACGUUAUAUUUGGUGGUAAAAUGUAUUAAUUUAUUACUAGGCUUAACAAUGUUCUUUUUGUAAUUCUUUAUGAAUCAAAUUAUUUUUAUAAUUUUUAGAAAGCUAUUGGUUUUGAGGUGGAACUUGUUUUAAAAUAUUUCAACUAUA
Nilaparvata lugens (brown planthopper) is the source of this 4648-nucleotide messenger RNA. Its product is annotated as lethal(2) giant larvae protein homolog 1. Gene Ontology annotation, biological process: establishment of spindle orientation; regulation of Notch signaling pathway; cortical actin cytoskeleton organization. NCBI's taxonomy places the organism in Eukaryota, Metazoa, Arthropoda, Insecta, Hemiptera, Delphacidae. The record is from RefSeq and is a predicted model, not a curated record. Gene Ontology annotation, molecular function: syntaxin binding; GTPase activator activity; myosin II binding. Gene Ontology annotation, cellular component: cytoplasm; cortical actin cytoskeleton; plasma membrane.